Messenger RNA from Musca domestica (house fly), 640 nucleotides. RefSeq names its product mitochondrial import inner membrane translocase subunit Tim9 (gene Tim9a). The coding region runs from base 155 to 445 and encodes 96 amino acids. The transcript has 3 exons. NCBI's taxonomy places the organism in Eukaryota, Metazoa, Arthropoda, Insecta, Diptera, Muscidae. The record is from RefSeq and is a predicted model, not a curated record.
GCUGUUCACCUGACAGCACACGCUUUUCAACAAAAGUUGGAUGAUUACAACAUAAAAAGCCCAAGGAAUUCCUAAUCAUUCAUCUUUUUUCCUAAAAUAAUAAAUAUUUUAAGAGUUUAUAAAUAAAAUAAAGUACAAAAGUAAAUCAUAAACAAUGGCAAACAAGGAAGCAGCAACAACCUCUUUAGAUUCUUUGGACAAGGAACAAAUGAAAACGUUCACAGACUUCCUAAUGUCCUAUAACAAACUGUCGGAAAUGUGUUUCACAGACUGUGUGCGAGAUUUCACUGCCAGAGAAGUCAAGGAGAGUGAGGAAAAAUGUUCCCUGAAUUGCAUGGAAAAAUAUUUGAAAAUGAAUCAGAGAAUUUCCCAAAGAUUCCAAGAGUUCCAAAUGAUUGCCAAUGAAAAUGCUUUAGCAAUGGCCCAGAAAACCGGCAAGUUAUAGAGACAUCGGAAUGAAGCCAACAUUAGCGGCAUCACCACCAAAUAUGUGUUGUAGUCAAACAACGGGGGAGAAGAAUACUUAAACACAUUCUCAGUUACCUAAAAUUGUUUUUUUUUAUAAAAAAAAAGUGAAACAUGUUUAGUUAAAAACCAGUUUUGUUUUGCAUUUCAAUAAAUGUUUUAAAAUCCGAAAAAA